CCUUUACAUUUUGUAAUCAAUAGCAUUACCUAUCCGAGUAGCAGGAAUCAUGCUGACUGGACAGUUUUGUUGCGCGAAUUGUUGUAAAAAGAACUUCUCUUCUGAAUUAUAUAUUUGUAAGAGAUGCCAUGAAAUACUAUGUGCAUCAUGUCAAUUGCAUCACGUCGAUAUCAAAGUAAUGGGGAAAAGGUUACAUAAAAUGAUCAACCUGAAUGACUUAAUAAGUACAACUCUCAACGAGAAUUAUAGUAAAGUUCCAACAAACUCUCGUCUUCAAACAAAAGCGGGGAGUAAAUUUAACAGACAAUUCGGGAUGAAAGCAAUCAGAAAACAUAAACAAUUGGCAGCAUGCAAUGCUGCUAUUAAAGAAGCUUUGAUUAAAAAUAAAAAGAGAAAUGAGGCAAUAGAAAGAAAAAUUAAAACUUCGUUGAAGCAGUUUACCGUAAAAUUUUUGCAAAUGCUGAGUAGUCACGAAAAACAUUUACGCCACCAACCCGAUGACAUGACCCACUAUCAAACGACCCAGUUGACAUCCAUAUGGAAAAACUCAGAAAUUUUAAUGAAAAUAUUUGAUCAGGCAAAUGAUUUCAGAACAUUCUCGACGGCAGAAGACUCCGGAUAUAUUUCAGAAUUGGAAGAAAACUUUAGCCUUUUUGACAGGCACGUUGUGUACUACUUGUAAAAUUAUAUACAUUCCACUAUCUAGCAUAUUUCUUUAGGCAUGUUGAGGCGAGGGUAUGGUGUUUAUUUACCAUUGUUAAUUAAAUUUUAUGCACCUGUUAUUAG
Styela clava is the source of this 786-nucleotide messenger RNA. NCBI's taxonomy places the organism in Eukaryota, Metazoa, Chordata, Ascidiacea, Stolidobranchia, Styelidae. The record is from RefSeq and is a predicted model, not a curated record.